GCCGGCGAUUCCCAUCACCGCGUGUCUGCAAGACAAGCGUUUCAGCUCGACGAAGGCGCUCAUCUACGCUGGUUCAAAUUUUUUCGAGAACAGUCGGCUGGGUGUCGCCCGCGUGCUCGCAGGUCCGGCCACGCAAACUGCGGAACCCGUGGAACGCGUUGCAUCACAGUUAUCUGGCGCGCGCGCAUCUUGCGUGGUCCAUCGUGGGUCGUCUUGAAACGUCAGCAGGGGCCGGGGUGCAGCAUUUUCUAAAAGGCUCGGUGCGACAAAACCGUAGCAAAUCGACUUUUUCUCCGACUUUCUCGCAUUUGUACACGCACGCUGCCUUUCUUGCGUCGUUGUUGCUGCGCGCCCCUCCGCGCCUUCCUACUUCUGUUCCGAGUCGUUGUCUGUCUUUCUGUCAUCAAAAUGCGUGAGAUCGUCCACAUCCAGGCCGGCCAGUGCGGCAACCAGAUCGGCGCAAAGUUCUGGGAAGUCAUCUCCGACGAACACGGCGUCGACCCGACUGGAACGUACACGGGCGACAGCGACUUGCAGCUGGAGAGAAUCAAUGUGUUCUACAAUGAGGCCACCGGAGGACGCUUCGUCCCCCGCGCGAUCCUGAUGGAUCUGGAGCCCGGCACGAUGGACAGCGUUCGCGCGGGUCCGUUCGGCCAGCUCUUCCGCCCUGACAACUUUGUCUUUGGUCAGACGGGUGCGGGCAACAAUUGGGCCAAGGGCCACUACACCGAGGGAGCGGAGCUCAUCGACAGCGUUCUGGACGUGGUGCGCAAGGAGGCCGAGGGCUGCGACUGCCUUCAGGGUUUCCAGAUCACUCACAGUCUUGGAGGGGGUACCGGUUCGGGUAUGGGUACGCUGCUGAUCAGCAAGGUCCGCGAGGAGUACCCCGACCGGAUUAUGGAGACAUUCUCCGUCUUCCCGUCCCCCAAGGUGUCCGACACAGUCGUCGAGCCCUACAACGCGACGCUCUCUGUCCACCAGCUGGUUGAGAACGCCGACGAAGUCCAGGUGAUCGACAACGAGGCCCUCUACGACAUCUGUUUCCGCACUCUGAAGCUGACCACCCCCACGUACGGUGAUCUGAACCAUCUGGUCUCCGCGGCGAUGAGUGGCGUGACCUGCUCUCUGCGUUUCCCGGGCCAACUCAAUAGCGACCUCAGGAAACUCGCGGUCAACCUUAUCCCGUUCCCCCGUCUCCACUUCUUCCUGAUCGGCUUCGCCCCCCUCACCUCCCGCGGCUCUCAACAGUACCGCGCCCUGACGGUCCCCGAGCUCACCCAACAGAUGUUCGACGCCAAGAACAUGAUGUGCGCCUCCGACCCCCGUCACGGCCGCUACCUGACCGCAUGCGCGCUCUUCCGUGGCCGCAUGUCCACCAAGGAAGUCGACGAGCAGAUGCUGAAUGUUCAGAACAAGAACUCUUCCUACUUCGUCGAGUGGAUCCCCAACAAUAUGAAGAGCGCCGUCUGCGACAUCCCGCCCAAGGGACUCAAGAUGAGCGUCACAUUCGUUGGAAACAGCACUGCUAUUCAGGAAAUGUUCAAACGUGUCUCCGAGCAGUUCACCGCUAUGUUCAGGAGAAAGGCUUUCCUUCACUGGUACACUGGCGAAGGUAUGGACGAGAUGGAGUUCACUGAAGCGGAGUCGAACAUGAACGACUUGGUGUCUGAGUACCAACAAUACCAGGAUGCAACAGCGGAGGAAGAGGGCGAAUUCGACGACGAAGACGGCGGCAUGGACGCCGAAGGCGAAGCAUAAACGAAAUGCUUUGUUUCGGAAAAAGUCGAGACACAACUACAUGUUUUUCCGCUGAUAAGCCUUGUAUUUCUUACCUGGGACGUGAACGCCUUGUUACGCAUUCUGCGGAUCAAUUCCUUUUUUUUAACCUGAGGAAAAAGAGGAGCGUUUGUCAAUCGUAUUCUUUUUGUGGUGAGCAUUUGUCGUGAUUACGAUAUAAUACACUUUUGUAUUUAUAUCGGUGGGAUGCCACCUGGAAAAAUGCUUCUUUAAACGUUCUUGGAUGACUCUAGGCAACAGCUCGCCGUCCCCGUACCACUGUCCUGACUUUGCGACCAAAGUCGGCGGGACGGAAAACACUUUCGAGGUUCUUCCAAAUUCUGGAAACAGU
This is a messenger RNA of Toxoplasma gondii ME49, 2128 nucleotides long. Its product is annotated as beta-tubulin, putative. Gene Ontology annotation, cellular component: cytoplasm; microtubule. Lineage: Eukaryota; Apicomplexa; Conoidasida; Eucoccidiorida; Sarcocystidae. Gene Ontology annotation, biological process: mitotic cell cycle; microtubule cytoskeleton organization. Bases 409 to 1758 code for a protein of 449 amino acids. Gene Ontology annotation, molecular function: GTPase activity; GTP binding; structural constituent of cytoskeleton. The record is from RefSeq and is a predicted model, not a curated record. The transcript has 4 exons.